Molecule: messenger RNA, 2576 nt
Organism: Varroa destructor (honeybee mite)
Lineage: Eukaryota; Metazoa; Arthropoda; Arachnida; Mesostigmata; Varroidae
Gene: Ada2a
Product: Transcriptional adapter 2A
Biological process (GO): regulation of transcription by RNA polymerase II; chromatin remodeling
Cellular component (GO): SAGA-type complex; nucleus
Molecular function (GO): protein binding; transcription coactivator activity; chromatin binding
Source: RefSeq, a predicted model, not a curated record
CACAGUGGAGCGCCAAGCCGGCUUGUGCUAUUAGUAUCAACACGUUCGGUGGUGCCGCGCAGUUUCAGUAAUUAGAGUAAUAACAAAACUUGAAGAGGGACGACAAACGGGCGAAGUAUGCACUGAAAAAAGUUGUCGUUUCGUCAAGCGCUUCGUCACUGUGAAAGACAGAAUAAAGUAAUAAUUUUCGUAGGAAGAAAUCGUCAAACAGGCGGAAGAAGUCAGCAAGCAAUUCUAGGAAAAAGUACCGUGGAGACAAUAAGACUUAAUCGUGAAAUAGAAAGGGAGGAUGCCGUAUUGCAACCAAUUUGUCAAAACUGAUUUCUACUCUUCAGAGCCGGAGAUUUCGAUUCAAGCGAUAAGGCACACUCGGGGCGAGCACUGAAAGCGAUCGAUAUCUAAUAGCAGCGUUUACGCAAUGCGACUUCAGAAUAGUCAGCUAAAGAAUUUUCUGUGAAGUUGGGGGUUAGCCCAAGCACUGUUUCAGAUCGUCAGCAUGCAUUAAAGAUUGGCUCCAAGAACAAAGGAAUAAAUGGCAUCGUCUACAGCGGCAUUGGUGGUUGCCUCAACUGACGAGGAGCCCGCGGCUCCCUGUGGAAGCUGUGGGGUGCGGCUUGGACUUCUCACCCCACGUCUCGCUUGUCGGGCUGACUCAUGUCGGGGCGUAGUUAUCUGUAUUCAGUGCUUCGCCCGUGGCAGCGAAUUCGGCCAACAUCGAAAUUACCACCCAUACGCCGUUUUUGACGCCCAGUUACCACUGCUGAGCUGGGACUGGAGCGGUGCCGACGAGGUUCGCUUGCUGGAGGCGAUCGAAACUUGCGGCCUGGGCAAUUGGUCAGACGUGGCGAAGAUUGUCGGUGGUGGUAAAACCGCAAAAGACUGUCGGGCUCACUACGCAAGGUACUACAUAUAUGGAAAUUAUCUAACUGCUACAAUCGCAUGCAACUUGAAGACGAAUCGAGUCUUUAAAUUAGACGAGAUUAAUACAGGAGAGAAUGUUGCUGACAGCUACUUAGGUACAUCAAGUGUGACCUAUACGAGUACAAUUGGCAGAGCACCCCGACCAGAACUCGGCAGCGUUGGACAGUCAGAAGAUUUCGCUGGCUAUUUUCCGGCUCGCGGUGACUUCUUCGACGAAAUUGAUCCACAAGCGGAAGCGUUGUUGGCGUCUGUAUCAUUCAGGGCCGAUGACAGUAAGGGUGAGGGGUUGGACGAUAUCGAUCACGAAGCUCAGAUGGCGCUGGUUGAAGGGUACCGGCGCCGAAUCAUUGCAAGAGAGCGUGUUAAGGAUGUUGUCGCUCAGCAUGGCCUCUUAAGCAGAGCCCAAAACACUGAAUGGGAGUCAAGGUAUUUUAGAGAUCUUGGUGAGAUCACGGUUCGUUCACUGCUCCCCAUGGUAAAUAUUCUAUCGCCUGAUGACAUGCUCGCAUUUUUUGAAUCACUAGCUCUGGCCGAACAGCUGAAGCGACGUGUCUGUAGGCUUCACGAUGCCCGUUCAAAUGGCCUCAAGACCCAGCGUGAAAUCACCCAAUUUGAGCGAUUGAAUCAGUUACGUCAACGCAGCUAUACGAAGCCUUCGCAAUGCAAAGAAGUCCUACGUAGCAGCAAGGACGCAAACAGCCUGCGGAGACUUUUACUACGGCGGCAGCGUGAUACCGCUGUUGAGGCCAGUGCCAGCAUGAUUGGUAUGGGGAAAACUAAUCGGCGCCCCAAGAAGCCACCUCCCAGUCCUCUAACGAUUGAACAUCUGCAAGGAUUCUUCAAGCUGAGUCAGGCUGAAAGGGAAUUUUGCUCGAAUUCAAGGCUGUUUCCAUCGACUUAUCUCGGGCUCAAAUCUCAGUUGGUUUCUGAAUGCCAGCGAAACGAUGGGCUGCGUUUGUCUCGAGCUCGAACUUUGUGCAACAUCGACGUGAAUAAAACGAAAAGAUUAUAUCAUUUCCUGCUUUCCCAAGAACUUAUACACGAAUAGGAUAUUAAUGCCUUUGCUAAUAGUACUUGUUGUCAUGUAACAAACAAGAAUGCCAAUGUCAAUUUGUUUUGCUAUAUGUCUUACAUAUGUAUAUAUAUAUAUAUAUAUAUAUAUAUUACUGUAUAAAUAAACAUUGGUAUUGCAAAUUAUAUUGGAGGGCGGCAUUUAUGUGAAGGAGCCAAAUAUUUGUCAGCAUGUCCGGUAUUAAACGUAAGGUUUGUGUCCUGUGAAAUCUUCAAGUGUGGAAAAAGACCAAAUCUAUGUCGGCAGUUUUGAUGCCAUACGGAUCAGCUGAAAAGGUCAGCUUGUCGCACUGCACCUAAGUAGCAAAGCUAGGGUAGGAAAUAGAAUACGAGUUUAUAUAGCAAAACGGAAAGUUGGUUAAAUGUAAAGAAAAUAUGGUACAAACAAGAACUAUUCGAUGCCCGACAUUUCUAUACGCGCCUUGGGGGCUAAAUGGAACGUGGAGAUAAUUGUCAUUGGCUGGAUUGUUGGCAAAGACUUUAAAUACCAGCUUCACACCAUUAUGACAGUUUUUUAACAGCUCAGGGGCUAUCGAUACAUGUAAAUAGUAUGUAAGCACAUAAGAUUACACGCUCGCAGAACU